Messenger RNA from Fusarium venenatum, 1218 nucleotides. Its product is annotated as Metallo-dependent phosphatase-like protein. Gene Ontology annotation, molecular function: endopolyphosphatase activity; phosphatase activity. Gene Ontology annotation, biological process: polyphosphate catabolic process. NCBI's taxonomy places the organism in Eukaryota, Fungi, Ascomycota, Sordariomycetes, Hypocreales, Nectriaceae. The record is from RefSeq and is a predicted model, not a curated record. Gene Ontology annotation, cellular component: cytoplasm.
AUGUCGACUCGAGACGUGACAGAAGGGCUGUCCAGCCUGCAAUUGUCCUCAUCAGACUCCGCCGUAGCCUGGCAUCGGUUGGAAACUCAAGUUCAGGACGUAGAGCUCGCAGGCAGACUUAUCAUUGUUGGCGAUGUACACGGGCAUCUUCCCGAGUUGAAGAACCUGUUACAAAAAGUCUCCUACGACAAAAAGAAUGGCGACCAGCUCAUCUUUGUCGGUGAUUUGAUCAACAAAGGCCCCGACAGCCCCGGCGUCGUACAGCUAGCGAUGGAUUAUGACGCCCUCGCAAUACGAGGGAACAAUGAAGACCGUGUGCUUGCUGCCUACGGCGCAAUCAAGCGAGGCCAAGACUCGAAGCUCAUUGGGAAAUGGAAGCAACUGGCUCUAGAGGCUGAAGAGAGCCAGAGAGUUGAAAAGAGUGAUGGUGAUCAACCAGUUGCUACCGCGCCCAAAGACGACCUCAGAUCGGUGUCACGAGAAGACUUGAAGCCUUAUAUGGCUGAAAGUGACUUUGCAACCGCUACCAACCUUUCUGCAAAGCAGAUCACAUGGCUGGCUUCUCGGCCGUUGAUCCUGCGCAUAAAGUUACCAAGGGAAGCUACAGAGUCGCCGUGGAAUGCUGGUACUCUCAUCGUUGCGCACGGCGGCUUGGUCCCUCAAGUCCCUCUCGAAGAACAAGAUCCAUGGGCAGUCAUGAACAUGCGCAGCCUUGUUUACCCUGAUGCCGAAGGCAGUACAUCCGAAGCCGUCAAGGCUGAUAUGAUCAAGGGGGCCAAGAGCCGCGUGCGACGAUUCGCAGCUUUCCAAGAGGCUUCAGACGAAGAGGUUCAGGUCGAGCUGGCCAAGUUCGCUGAUAUCGUCAAGAACGGGAAAGGCUUCAGCGAAGAACAAAAAAACGGCAUAAUCGGGUUUCCUUUAGAAUGUCGCGACGCUGAUUGGUGGAUUGAUGCUUGGAACCGAUGGCAAAAUUCCAUUGAGGAUCAUGAACAGCGGAGUAUUGUUGUAUAUGGACACGAUGCCAGAGUCGGACUACAAGUCGGCGCUGAAGACCCCAAAGCUGCGAGGUAUACCUUUGGUCUCGAUUCUGGCUGUGUAUAUGGAAGGAAUUUGACAGCCAUGGUUGUUGACAAGAGUGCGGAUGGCGGCUUGUCUCAUGAGAUAAUCCAAGUUGAUGCUGUUAAGAAAGCCGAGCACAAGCCAGAAGGGUCAGCUUGA